AUGGAAAAACCCUCUGUGUCCUCCAACGUCGAUGUCGAGACGCACCACUCGAACACGCACCAUGGCGGCAUCGUACCCGCUGAUGACAGCGGCAAUGGCGAAGAGCCACCGCCCGACAUACCGAACGCGGGCUCGUCUUACAAGGAGUCUGUUCAAGUGAACAGUAUGCACUUGGACGGAGCCCGCAGUACCAACCCAACUCCCUCAAUCAAUCCUUCUCAUGGCGAUGUCAACGAUGAGAACAUCUAUGCCCACGCCCAUACUCUGCCUGUAGAGCAGGUGGAAAGCAUUCUGAAAACAGACGUUGUAAAUGGCUUGACUUCGAACGAAGCCGCUCGCCGACUUGAGGUGUAUGGGCCAAACUGCUUGAAGUCGUCUGGAGGUUUCACCUGGUGGGAUAUUCUGGUUCGCCAAGUCUCCAAUAGCUUGACCAUUGUUCUGGUCAUUGCUAUGGCACUCAGUUACGGUACUCAAGAUUAUAUCGAGGGAGGUGUGAUCACGGCCGUCAUCUGCUUGAAUGUAGUUGUCGGCUUUUUCCAGGACUACCGAGCAGAGCAAACCAUUGCCAGCCUACAAGCACUUGCUGCACCAGACUGCAAAGUAAUCCGUGAUGGAGGUCGCGAAGAAACCGUGAGGAGCAAAGAUGUCGUCCUCGGUGACAUUGUGACUCUGUCGCAUGGCAGCACGGUCCCCGCCGAUAUUCGCCUCAUCAGUACCGUGAACAUGGCUGAUGCAGAGGCUCUUCUCACUGGAGAGUCCAAACUGGCACCAAAGGAUUCGUGCUUCAUCUCAGAGAAGCUCGAACUGCCGCUCGGCGACCGUCGUAACAUGGUCUACUCUUCGACCACGGUCGAUCGCGGCCGCGGGACGGGCAUUGUUGUCGCCACAGGCAUGAAAACUCAGGUCGGAAAUGUCGCUGACCAGGUCAGGCCCAAACUGGAUGAUGAUGAUCCUAAAAAGGAGAUGUCCACGGCUGCUCGCUACGGCCAGAAAGCUCUGCGUCCGAUCAAGAGUGCCCUCGGAUUGACAGGUACCCCUCUGACGGUCAAGCUCUCUUGGUUCGCACUAUUCCUCCUGGGAUUGGCAAUUCUACUGGCUGUCAUCGUCUUCUCUGUGAAUCUGUGGGAUCUGGACGACGAGACGGUCAUCUACGGAAUCUGCGUUGCUGUUGCAGUGAUCCCCGAAUCUCUUAUUGCGGUCCUCACCAUCACAAUGGCGGUAGGGGCCAAAGCGAUGGCGAGAGGGAAUGUCAUUGUGAGGCAAACCAAGUCGCUUGAAGCCAUUGGUGGAGUCACGGACAUUUGCUCGGACAAGACCGGUACAUUGACUCAAGGGAAAAUGCUUGCCAGAAAGGCGAUGCUUCCGAGCGGGCGUUUCAUUGUGGUCGAAGGCGAGUCCAGUCCUGUUGACCCAACAGUUGGUAUUUUGAAGGUCGAUGAUGUCCACCUUCAGAAGGAAGCCAUUUUCCAUGAUCUCGAGCUCCACCGCUUCUUCCAAAUCAUUGCCUUGUGCAAUCUCGCACAGGUGAACGAAAUACAAGGACCUAAUGAGGCUAAUGAUUCCUGGACCGCGACGGGCGAGUCUACGGAAAUCGCUCUGCAAGUGAUGGCGAUGAGAGCGGGCUCAGGCAAGCGAGACACGAUCGCAGGUGAAGCGAUGAAGUUGCUGGCAGAGCACGAUUUCGAUUCGUCAAUCAAGCGAAUGUCUAUCGUUUAUGAGGGAGAUCCAAACGGAGGGACAACAGUAUUCACCAAAGGCGCUACCGAAGUCUUGCUGCCGUUGACCAACGUGGACGAGGCCACCGCAAACGCUAUUAGUGCCCAAGUUGAGGCCAUGGCGGCGGAGGGGCUUCGGGUAAUCUGCCUGGCGCAUCGAACAAUGGCCCAUGAGGACGUCAACAAAGUUGGUGACCGUGCUUUCGUCGAGCAGAGUCUGGAGUUUGCAGGCAUUGUGGGUAUCUACGAUCCACCUCGCGCUGAAUCUGAAGGAGCCGUACGAAGAUGCCAGAUUGCUGGGAUUACUGUACACAUGGUCACAGGCGACCAUCUCAAGACUGCGACGACGAUUGCUCGAGAAAUUGGAAUCCUGGCGCCAUCCGUACCCGGCUCCUCCGGUCCAAAUGCUGUUAUGCUGGCGACCGAUUUUGACAGGAUGUCCCCAGAAGAAGUAGAUGCGAUGCCCGAGUUACCACUGGUUCUAGCCCGCUGUGCUCCGGAAACGAAAUCGCGAAUGCUGAGUGCACUGAAGCGCAGAGGAAAGUACUGCGCCAUGACCGGUGAUGGUGUCAAUGACGCACCAGCUGUGAAAAGCGCGGAUGUUGGUGUUGCCAUGGGAUCUGGUAGCGACGUCAGCAAAGAGUCUGCAGACAUGGUCAUUACCGACGACAAUUUUGCCUCCAUCAUCUCCGCCAUCCGUGAGGGUCGUCGCCUGUUUGACAACAUCCGCAAAUUUCUGUUGCAUCUCCUCAUCUCCAACAUUGCGCAGGUGGUCCUUCUGCUUGUCGGUCUGGCUUUCAAGGACAGGAAUGAUGUUUCUGUAUUUCCGCUCUCGCCGCUGGAAAUCCUUUUCGCCAACCUGGUAUCUUCGUCUUUCCUCGCCAUCGGCCUUGGCCUGGAGGAAGGAUCCGCCGAUGUCAUGACUAGGCCGCCGCAUCCCAUGCAGAAAGGCGUGUUCACGGCGGAACUCAUCAUCGACAAAUUCAUCUACGGCACUUGCAUGGGCAGUCUGUGCCUCGUCAGUUUCGUCAUCGUUGCCUACGGCGUAGGCAAUGGCGAUCUUGGGGAUGACUGCAACCACAGCUACAACGACACGUGCGGCCUUACUUAUCGUGCUCGUGGAACGGCGUACAGUAUUCUCACUGUCUUGCUGUCUGUCAUGGCAUGGGAGGCCAAACAUCUGGAUUUCGGCCUAUUCAACAUGUAUCCCAAUGAAGGCAAGCGGGGUGGACUAUCAUUCUUCUCCACCGUCACUCGCAACCGAUUCCUCUUCUGGGCUGUCAUGGCUGGGCUUGUGACGCCAUUCCCAAUCAUUUACAUACCUGUUGUGAACAGGAUCGUCUUCCGACAUUCGGCAUUGAGCUGGGAAUGGGGUCUGGUGUUUGGGAGUGUUGUCAGCUUUGUUGCGCUUGUGGAAAGCUGGAAGGCUGUCAAGCGAGCAAGAAAGGCGAGAAAAGUGAGACAAAAUGAUGACGGAGGGGAUGAGAAGUCUGCUGCUUCUGUAUAG
Molecule: messenger RNA, 3222 nt
Organism: Zasmidium cellare ATCC 36951
Lineage: Eukaryota; Fungi; Ascomycota; Dothideomycetes; Mycosphaerellales; Mycosphaerellaceae
Exons: 2
Coding region: 1-3222 (1073 amino acids)
Biological process (GO): calcium ion transmembrane transport; intracellular calcium ion homeostasis
Cellular component (GO): plasma membrane
Molecular function (GO): ATP hydrolysis activity; P-type calcium transporter activity; ATP binding
Source: RefSeq, a predicted model, not a curated record